This is a messenger RNA of Columba livia (rock pigeon), 3555 nucleotides long. Its product is annotated as endoplasmic reticulum aminopeptidase 1. Lineage: Eukaryota; Metazoa; Chordata; Aves; Columbiformes; Columbidae. Gene Ontology annotation, molecular function: zinc ion binding; peptide binding; metalloaminopeptidase activity. The coding region runs from base 105 to 2891 and encodes 928 amino acids. The transcript has 18 exons. Gene Ontology annotation, cellular component: cytoplasm. Gene Ontology annotation, biological process: proteolysis; peptide catabolic process. The record is from RefSeq and is a predicted model, not a curated record.
GCCGCUUUCUUUCCGCGUCACUUUCGCUUUCGCUCUCCGGGCGGCGGCGGCAGCGCCGGGGCCUGCGGGCGGGGCGGCCGGUUCCGGGGGCUCUGGCGGUGGCAAUGGCAGCGCGGCGGCGGCCCGUGGGGCCGGUGGCGGGGCCGGUGUCGCUGGUGUCCGUGGUGGCGCUGGUGGCGCUGGCGGCGGGGGCGCCCGGCGGCCCGUUCCCCUGGGACGCGGUGCGGCUGCCCCCGCACGUGGAGCCGCUGCGGUACCACCUGCUCCUCCACCCCAACCUGAGCACGCUGAGCUUCGCGGGCCGCGCCGACAUCGAGCUGCGGGUCGCCCGGCCGGCCGGCGCCAUCGUCCUGCACGCCAAGGGGCUGCGGGUGGCGGCGGCGGCCGUGGCGCUCGGCGGGGCCGCCCCGGGGCGGCCGCUGCGGGUGCUGGAGCGGCGGGACCGGGAGCAGCUGGCGCUGCUGCCCGCGCAGCCCCUGCGCCCCGGGAACUACACCCUGAGCCUGCAGUACCGGGCCAACCUCUCCGACACCUUCCGCGGCUUCUACCGGAGCACCUACCGCACCCGGGACGGGGAGCUCAGAGUGCUUGCAGCAACGCAGUUCGAGCCGACGGCGGCGCGGAUGGCCUUCCCGUGCUUCGACGAGCCGGCCUUUAAAGCCACGUUCUCGGUUAAGAUCAGGAGGGAGCCGAAGCACCUCGCGCUGUCCAACAUGCCCAUUGUGAAGUCUGUGAGUUUAACGCCCUGGCUCGUUGAAGACCAUUUUGAUACGACGGUCAAGAUGAGCACGUACCUCGUGGCCUUCAUCGUUUCGGAUUUUAAAUCCAUCAGCAAAACGACCAGUCAUGGAAUUAAGGUUUCCGUGUACGCGGCGCCCGACAAGAUCCACCAGGCUGGCUACGCCCUGGACGCUGCGGUGAAGCUUCUGGACUUCUACGAGGACUACUUCAGCAUUCCGUAUCCGCUGCCCAAACAAGACUUGGCAGCUAUUCCCGAUUUCCAGUCUGGCGCUAUGGAAAACUGGGGACUGACCACAUACCGGGAAUCCGCGUUGUUGUACGACCCCGAGAAGUCCUCGGCGUCUUCUAAGCUGUGGAUUACUAUGGUCAUAGCCCACGAGCUGGCUCACCAGUGGUUUGGCAACCUCGUUACCAUGGAGUGGUGGAACGACCUGUGGUUAAACGAGGGGUUUGCCAAGUUCAUGGAGUUUGUGUCGGUCCGUGUUACCCACCCAGAGCUGGCAGUUGAAGACCAUUUCUUGAGGAGAUGUUUUGAUGCCAUGGAAGUGGAUGCACUAGAUUCGUCACAUCCCAUCUCUACUCCUGUGGAAGAUCCAGCUCAAAUCUUAGAAAUGUUUGAUGACGUUUCUUAUGAGAAGGGAUCUUGUAUAUUAAACAUGCUGAGGGACUACCUGACUGCUGAUGUGUUCAAAGCUGGACUUGUGCAGUACCUGCAGAAGUACAGCUACAAGAAUACGAGAAAUGCAGACCUGUGGAACAGCAUGACGAAUAUUUGCCCUACAGUGGGUACUGACAAAAAUGAACUAGAAGGUGGUGGUUUCUGCAGAAGCCAACAGUCGCCGUCAGCUGCACACUGGACGAAGGGAGAGGCUCUGGACGUGAGGGCGAUGAUGGACACGUGGACGCUGCAGAAGGGCUUUCCCCUGGUGACCGUGACGCUGAGAGGGAGGAACGUCCACCUGCAGCAGGAGCGCUACGUGAAAGGGGACGGUUCUCCCUCCUCCGCAGGUAGAUACUUGUGGCACAUCCCACUAACCUACAUUACCAGUAAAUCCAACCAGGUCCAGAGAUUUUUGAUGACAACUAAAGCAGAUGUCAUUAUCCUUCCAGAAGAGGUGGAGUGGGUUAAAUUCAACGUGGACAUGAACGGGUAUUACAUUGUGCACUAUGAAGAUGACGGAUGGGAUCGUCUCAUUAACCUUUUGAAAGAGAACCACACGGUGAUUAGCAGCAAUGACAGAGCAAGUCUCGUUAACAACGCAUUCCAGCUCGUGAGAACAAAAAAAUUGUCAAUUUCCAAAGCUUUUGAUUUAACUUUAUACCUGAAACACGAGCGACAAAUCAUGCCCGUGCUCCAAGGGCUGAGCGAGCUGAUCCCCGUGUACAGGCUGAUGGAGAGGAGGGGUGCGGGUGGCACAGAAAAACGCCUGCAGGAGUACAUAGUCAACCUGUUUAAGGAGCUGAUUGACGGUCAGUCAUGGAGCGACGAGGGGUCGGUGUCGGCGCGGCUGCUGAGGAGCUCGCUGCUGCUGUUCGCCUGUGUGCACCGGUACCCGCCCUGCGUGCGCCGGGCCACCGAGCUCUUCACUGAGUGGCAGAAAUCCAACGGGACCCUCAGGCUGCCGGCGGACGUGCGGAGCGCCGUGUACGCCGUGGGCGCGCAGACACCGCGCGGGUGGGAUUUCCUGCUCCGCAAAUACCGGCUGCACUCCUUCCACCUGGAGAAAAACAACAUCGAGUUCGCGCUCAGCCUCAGCGAACGCCAGGAGGAGCUGCGGUGGUUGAUGGAUCAAGGUCUGCGUGGCGACAUCAUAAGAACUCAGGAUCUUCCACACAUUAUUAUAUAUGUUGCCAAAAACCCUUCUGGCUAUCAUCUGGCUUGGGAGUUUUUGAAAGAAAAUUGGGAGAAAAUUGUAGAAAAGUUUGAGCUUGGUUCGAACUCCGUAGCAGGAAUUGUUGCGGGGGUGACGAGUCGGUACUCGACAAGGUCACAUCUUGCACAGGUGAAAGAAUUCUUCGGUUCUGCCGGGGAGAAAAGCGCUCAGCUUCGGUGCGUGCAGCAGGCGAUCGAGACCAUCGAGGACAACAUCGAAUGGAUGGACAGAAACUUCGAGGAAGUCAAAGCGUGGCUGCAAAACAACCACCUGUAAAUCAGGGCACCUCGCUUGUCUUUGUCGGAAACAACCGAAAAGCGCUGAGAAGCUGUGGAAGCUCAGGGACGAGGGGCAGCUGGGGUGUGUGAAUCGCUUCAUUUGUACGGAGCCGUGCGUCGGGCUGCUGCUCGUGGUUGUGUUUUGCUUGGAUAUGUUGACGCCUUUCGCUGAUCUCUCACCAGGGGAUAUUUUUUGAGACAUUUUUUGUUCAUCAAGCUGACGCGAUGGGGACACUGGAAAGAAAUAAUUGUCUUCUGCAAGACAACCCAAGAAACGUUGCACCGGCACAGCCGACCCAUCGGCGCCGUCCUGCAGAGCUGCCGGAGCCGCCGGCGCCUCCCUCGCCCCGCGGUUCAUCUCUCCGGGACAAUCGUCUUCACAAACACGCAGCUCAGAUCGUCACGUAAUUAAAAACAAACCCCAGGCAUCCACCGUGAUUAAAACGGCGUCUGUGGUGAACAAUGCCAGUGACUGGGGGGUCUAUUCCCAAGGCGAUCGCGGUGUCCCCGGCGUCCCCAGACGUCCCCGUGUCCCCGGCUCUGCCCGGCGCCUCAUCCUGGGCUCCAUCUGCACUGGAAUCGUUCUUGUGCUUUGGAUUUCCAGGAAACAAGAACGUACAUUUUGUGUGGGAAAAAUAAUAAAGUUGGUGGGUUUAACUUUA